Molecule: messenger RNA, 4030 nt
Organism: Chara braunii
Lineage: Eukaryota; Viridiplantae; Streptophyta; Charophyceae; Charales; Characeae
Source: the annotation of a GenBank genome assembly
UGGAAUGGUCAAGAAGGACGUAGGGCAGAUCCUCUAAAUUUGACGAACUGCUUACCGAUCUAUCCCUUGUUACUCCUGUCAGGUUGGUUAGCAAAAAGAGGUGAAGAUGCCGAACGCUGAUGAAAUCGAGCGUGGCCCGGCCGCUACGCUAGAGGAUUUCGUCAAGGCACUCGAGAAAAGGGAGUUGGCACGACUUCAAGUGUCGAAAGUUAACAUCUUCCAUUUUAAUGGGGACAGAGUAUCCGAGUGGCUGGAACUGCUGGAGCAGGUUACGGCCGAGGUGCCUGAGGCAGAUAAAUUCAAGUUCCUACCCAGGUACGUCUCGUGGGAAACUCGGCCCGAGGUAAUGAAGGUGGCUGCUGGAGCAGGAGGAGACUGGGCUAAGUUCAAGGCAGAAAUGCAGAGGCGGUUCAAGUUAGGGGAUGGCUUGUUAACGAAGACAGAUUUGGAGAUGUUACAACGGGACGAGUUCUCCACGGUGGGAGCUUUCGCAACGACAUUUGAGAAGAUGGCCAAGAAAGUCCCCGGAUUGGCGAAAGAAGAACAAUGUGCCACUUUCCAGGGGCACUUCAAGAAUUGGGAGGCCUCGUCGCUAACCAAGAAGGCUGCGCCAGGAAAGAAGCUCACUUGGGCCGCUAUAAACGAGGACGUAAUGGAAGGAGAGCUGGACCAAAUAAGCACAGCUUCUUGCGGCUGCCCGAGACCCCAAGCUCAGCAGGUGAGCCACCCAAACCCUCCGCCUAACCAACCUCAGCAGUCAGCCCCACAAGGAUCGCAAGGCAACCGAGGUGGUGGACGUGGUCAGAAUCAAGGAUGGGGACGAGGGCGAGGGAAUGGUGGCCGAGGAGGAAAUGUCAGGGGUAAUGGUGGUGGUAACGCUGCAGGCCGGGGAAACGAGGGUUGGACGACAUCCAGGAGUCAAGGCGGUCAAGAGGGUGGAGGAGGUGCUGGCAGGGGGAGAGUAGACUGGAGAAAUGCCAUUUGUUGGCAUUGUGGGCAAAAAGGCCACACUAUUAAGUUCUGCCACGUCAGGAGGAACGACGAGGACAAAGGUUUAAUUAGCACCAACUAUGAUGGAGACAUGUACGACAAGUGGGGUUACCACCUUGACCCGAAGAUUCUAGGCGGUACGAGAAAGGAAGCCAUGCGGAAGGCUGAGGCCGGUGAGCCACCCGCACCACCAGCCAUGUUUCGGAUAUGGCAGGAGAAAGAGGUUUGUAGUGACGUCAGGGUGGAGGAGGUAGGAGAGAACGCAGAGGUGGAGCAAGAAAGGAAGGCCGACACUACUAAGGCAGAACCGAUCAUAGUAGAGUCCGACGAUGAGAUUGAGGAAUAUUGCUGGAACAGGCCGCUGCGUGCUGAGACAGGGGAAGAUUGUUGGAGGACGGCCCGACAAAUGAUGGAAAGAAUGGAAGACUUAAUAGCUAAAGUCGGGAGGUACCAACAGAAGUUGGCCGAUAUAUGUGAUGAGGUCAGGGAAUGGAAAGGUAAGGAGUCAUUGGUAUAUCUCUACGAUCUUGGUCCAGGGUCGCAGGGAGGAUCUGGCAACAUACCAAAUGUCACGACUUCGGGCCCGACGCCAAGGUCCGGGAUGACUUAUAGGCCACCCUCCAGGACGGGGAGGGCGCCACAUGCGGUCAGGACGAGGGCUAAAGGGCCGGUGAGUCCCGGAGAACCGGCCAAGGAUGUUCCUGAACCAAGUGGAGAGAAAGAGGUAGUGGACGUUCCAGAAGGGGAGGAUAACAAAGAUGAUAGGUUAAGGAAGGAAGAGGAUGAGAAGGCUGAACAGCGAGCCAAAAAGAGAGGUGCCAAGUCGGACAUAGACAAGGCACAGGAAGUAAAGAAGAAAAGGUAUGCGGUCCGCGUAGAGGAAGGGUUCGACGUAGAAGAGAUAAUGGACAGGAUUCUCGAAGGUCAUAACCAUCUUAUGAACCUGAGGGAUGUCCUGGCCUCAGCGCCCAGGCUCAGGAAUGAGCUAAGGGCGCGACUAUCCAGGAAGAUGGUGGCCAGCGUGCGGUUAGGGACUAUAAUCCCUAAGGAGGCUGAGUGGGCCGAGACAGGCACGAAAAUGGACUGGAAGUCAGUAGCCUGUGGGUGCCUCUAUGUGGUGGUAAAAGGGAAGACGUGCACAGCAAUGGUGGAUAGCGGCUCAAAAAUGAACCUCAUAAAGGAGGUAGAUGCAGUGCGUCUAGGGAUGGAGGUAGAUCGCUCCGACAACGGGGUUCUGAUGGGAGCAAACAGUCGGUCGAUCUUCAUAGGGACCGCAUCGUGUGUGAUUCUAGAGAUUGGGAAGGUAAAAGAUUUACAGCGCCUGAAUGCUGUGACGGUGAGGGACACAGGUGGUCUCCCCAACGCUGAUGCGCUUUCGGAGGCAUGCGCUGGGAGGGCCAUCAUAUCCCUCAUUGACUUGUAUUCAGGCUACGAUCAGUUCCCUGUAUACCCGUCGGACCGGCCUAUGACAGCCAUGCAUACCCCUCGAGGGCUGAUCCACAUGAACGUCGCACCGCAGGGGUGGACGAAUGCGGUCGCUAUGGUCCAGCGGCACAUGGUGAGGGCGAUGCAGCCCAUACGUCCUCACAUCACGCAGCCUUACAUUGAUGAUCUGGCUGUGAAAGGGCCCAAAGAGAAGGAUGAGCAGGAGGUGAUGCCAGGAAUCAAGCGCUUUGUGUGGGAUCAUGUGCAAGACUUGUGCAAGGUCCUGGAUCUCUUGGAGGAGCAUAACCUCACUGCCAGUGGGCCAAAAUCGAGGAACUGCAUGAGUGGUGCCACUAUCUUAGGAUUUGUAUGGCUGACGUACAUCUGGAUGUUUGACUUCGAGUUGGAGCGAAUUCCUGGGACUAAGAAUAGGGCAGACGGGCUGAGCCGAGUCGACUGGGACAAGAACCAUCAAGGAGUGAUCGACGAUACUCCACCGGUUGACGGGUUCCUGGACAGUGAGGAGGAUGUAAGACUUCACAUCAACUCCUGGGCACUGGCCGUGGGUUGGAUGAUGGAGCUGGCCUUAGCUGGCAAGUACGAGCUGCAGGAACACCCGCUUACAAUUGAAAAUGGGGCGCUACAGGUGGGUGAGCACAAGAAGAUGAUAGGUGGGGUGUACCUGCUGGCAAAUGCACUGCUUCAAGAAGAGACGGUCAGAAAUACGGUACUAGACCAGGAAGAGGAGGUAGAGCCGGGAGAAGGUGAUAAUGUGAUCCACGAAAGGGAGGACGACGACUUUGAGGAACGUGAGAUUAAAGAAGCCUUUCGAGCAGAAAAAUAUGAGGGGGACCUCGAGACUGAUCUGACCUUUGAGGAACUGCUGUAUUUGAGGGCACGACAGAUCGGCGCUAUUGAGGACAGGAUUGAGGAGGCAGCAAGUAGGAUCGCGGACAGCCGUACCAAGGACAAGUUCAGGUGGGAUAAGAUGGCAAGAGUGAGAAAGGAGCCUCUCAAGUGGACUGCAUGCUUGGAGGAACCUAGGGACGAAGAUACGCUACCAUCACGGCAGGAGUAUCUGAAGCCUUACGACAUCAUCCCUCACGUCUUUUAUUCGAAGGCGGAGGAAGUGGUGAUCGACGACGACGAAGAAGACAACGACGAGGAAACAUCGGAGGAAGGAAGCUAUAGUGAGUAUAGUGAGGGCGAGCUGAGUGAAGAAGAAGAGGAGGAAGAAGAAAUUGGAUCUGAGUGGGAAGCUCUGCCAGAGGAAGCUGCGCGCACAGGCACAGAAGCAGAAGACCCUGAGGCCGCACGCAAGCGGGAAGAAAUCGCCACUAGGAAGCGCCAGCUGGAGUUAGCCAGCGGAGUAAGGCUGCGCAUCAGUGACGAUCCGACGAAGAAUCCGGAGCCGCCGAAGCCCGAAGAUGGCGACCCCGCAGCCGCCUCCCCAAGCACCUCGCGACGGAGAUGGAGCAGAUCCCCCUCCUCCUCCAUCCCCACCCGUCCCCCAAUUCGCCCACGUACCGAUGCGGGCGAUAGGCCUUCGUCCUCGGACGUUAUCCCGCCGACCCCUUGAUUUUCUCACCCUCGAACAGAUCCGCACCCCCGUCAC